This is a messenger RNA of Rotaria sp. Silwood1, 5151 nucleotides long. NCBI's taxonomy places the organism in Eukaryota, Metazoa, Rotifera, Eurotatoria, Philodinida, Philodinidae. The record is from the annotation of a GenBank genome assembly.
AUGUCCACUACACUAUCGGUACGUAUACCAGCGGGUAAAUUAGGCACAGUUCGUGUUGAUCGAACAGUCGAUAUCUAUCCAACUUCACUAAUAAAUGAUGAAAAUAUAUCGUAUGCAAAAUCAUAUAUUCCAAAAUUAAAAUCACAACGUCAAUUAACAGCAACAUCAACGCCAUUGAUUAUUACAAAUCCUCAAGAUGAAUGUAGUUAUAUUCCAAUAAUAAAAUCAAAUAAUCAGAGUGAUCCUAAUGAUGAAGAUAUAUCUGAUAUAGCUGUUAUUUAUUCACUUGUUCGACGUUCAUCAAUACGUCGAACAUCAUCACCAAGAUUAUCUGUUUUACCAUUAUCAGUAAAUUUUAAUAUUUCUCGACCAUAUAUAGCUAAAACUUAUACAUUAGAACCACCAUUAACUCCUACUGUAUCUCAUGUAUCGAAACAAGCACAAAUAAAAACAUUAUCAUCAAAACUUUCGACUAGUAAUUUUCUUUCAAUAUCUACAUCAUCUUCGACAGAAGUAAGUUCAUCAACUCGUAUUCAAACAUCAACAUCAUUUACAAGAAGUGAUCGACCAUUAGCACCAUCAGUUUCUAUAAAACCUCGACCAUAUUCAUUUCGAAAUACAGGGCGUAGUGCUCUUGAACGACAAAUAUCAAAUAUAACAGAACGUGUAGCACAAUUGCAAGAAACAUUUUUUUCUCGUCGAUCGAAUACAUCUAAUCAUCAACGAAAUCGUUCAUUAUCAAAUUUUCAAUCAACAAUAAUUAGUACAAAUAUACAUGAAUAUAAUAGAUCACAUAUACGUUUGAUCAGACCACGACCGAAAUCAGAAACUUAUGAUAAUCAUCGUCGUAUUAAUUCAGCUGGUUCGUAUGCUCAAUUAACUCUUCUUGGACAACCAAAAGUAAAUUCAAUAUCACAAACACAGAAAACAAUUCCAGUUGAUUAUCAAAAUGGUCGUGUACAAUAUCGAACACAAACUUCAAAUCCUGAAAGACCACAUAGUACAAUUAGUUCAAACUCAUUACAAACAGUAUUUGAUACAAAAAGAACACGUGAUAGUUAUGAAAAACUCCUGAAACAAUUAGAAAUCUCAAGAAAAGAACUUGAUCGUCAACGAUCAAAGGGUCUUAAUCAUCAUCCGGCAAGAAUUUUACAACUUGAAAGUCAAAUAAAACAAUAUGAACAACAAUUAAACAAAUUUAAACCUUAUUUAGAUUCCAUUGACGUAUUCACCGAUCCAUCAUCAAAUAUAUAUGAUGAUAAUGUUAUUACUCGACCACAGACAUUCAUUGAAUCAUCUACAAAUCGACUAAGCACACAAUCUCAUGGCAAUAGUGGUCACAAGAAACAGAAUUCAUUACCUGAAUCAGCAGUAUUACAAGUUAUGACAGGCAUUUCGCCUUCAACUUCUGUCAGUUCGCCAUUACAUCAUAUUAAACGUAAAUUUCAUGGUGGAAAAACGGACGCAUAUGACCUUGUAAAGAAUUGGGAUUCGUUGAAUAGUAUUCCAACAGAUGAAACAUUUAAACUUCGUGAAUCAUAUGAAAUCGAUGAUGAUAAUUCUUAUACACUAUCAUCAAAUGUUCAAUCAAUAUCAUCAUUUGAUGAUAUUCAACAAUCAAUAAACACAUCAAAUUGGAUACCAUUAACUAUUUUCCUUAAUUUUCUACUCAAUGAUACAAACAGUGAUCCAAGUCAUUUAUUAUUUUACAUAAUAACUGAAGAUUUACGUAUAAGAAAAUAUGAUAAUCGUAAUGAAUUAAUUCGAUGGAUAUUUGAAAUUCAUUCAACAUUUACAAUGAAUGCUAGUCCUUUAUAUAUUGGCCUUCCUCAAUCACAAACAGACGCUAUUAAUCGAUGGUUAGAUAUUCAUCAACAAGAAACAACUGAGGAUGUAAAAAAUAUUUUUAAUGAUGCAAGAGAUCAUGCAAAAUCAAUAAUAACUGAUCGACAAAUAAUAGAUUUUAAUCAUAAACGAAAUAUUAAUAUAAAUAAUGAUUUAAAUUUAAAACAAAGUCAUUUUAUUGAAGAAAAUUUACGAUCAACAUUUGAAUAUCAUUAUAAAUCAUCAUAUAUUGAUGAUUGGAACAGUAUAAAAAAUGCUCGUAGUAUUGCAUUAAUAUGUGCAUUAGCAACAUAUUUGAAACGUUGUGAUAUUAAAAAAUGUGGAAACAUUCCAUUAGAAAAAAUUCCGAAAUUUCUCGAUAAAGAACAAAAACGUUUAUUAGCAAAAUUACAACGAACAACACCUAUUAAAAAAAUUAAAGAUCAUCAAUUAAAUGAACAUCAAUUUUUAAAUGAAACAUUAUGUCAAGUUUGUUUUAAACCAUUAUGGGGAAUAAAUUAUCAAGGAUAUUUAUGUGGAUAUUGUCAACAAGCAUAUCAUCGUGAAUGUGCAGUAAAUAGCGAAAAGUGUUCAAAAGAUCGAGCAAAAUUUCGAAAGUUUUCAAGUAAUCGAAAUCCAUCAAUUGCCUUAUAUUAUUCACUAUCAGGAUCAGUUUCAGCUGAUAAUCUUAUGCAAAAUUUAUCUAUUAUACCUAAUUCAUCAACACAAUCUCGAGGUUUUGUUCGACGUUCUGUUGGUGGAAGUAGUCCACCUAGAACUACAAGUAUGAUUGAAGCACGAGAAGGUAGUGUUUCGAAUGAUAUAUCUGAAAUGAUACCCGGUACAAAUGAAGGAAUUGAUCCAACAGAUGGAAAUUCAUCGUUUGCUGAACAAAAUAAAGUUGCAACUGUCGGUCGAUGUUCUAGUGAUCGUCGAGCAGCAUCUGAUCGACCAACUGCACCGAAAAAUCGUUCAAGCAGCAAUCCACAAAUGGGUGGAAAUACAAUUGAUGAAAUACUUAGUCAUCGUAUUGAUAGUGAUGUUAUUAAUCAACAGGAUGCCACAAGUCAACAAACCAAUUCUAUUGGAUUUAGUACAAGUCCUUCUGAAUCAGUAAUUCAACAAACAACAGAUGGUGAUAGUGAUCUUGAAGCUGAUGUAAAUACUUUACCAAAUUUAAGUGAAUUUAUUCCGAAUGAUAUCCUUCAAAUUCUAUAUCAAACCCGAGAAUGGAAAUUUCAAACAACAAUUAAUGAAUUAAUUCAUACUCAACGUACACAUUUAAAAAGUUUAAAAAUUAUGGUUAAAUGUUUUCGUGAACCUAUGGAACGUUUUCAUGGUAUGAGUCCAGUUGAACUUGAUUGUAUAUUUCGAAAUUUAGAUCAACUUAUUCAUUUACAUACUCAAUUUAAAUAUGCACUUCGUCAACAUCGUGAAGAAGCUAAAGAUCAUGUUGUACGAUAUAUUGGUGACUUAAUUCUUAAAUUUCUUGAUGGUGAUAAAGGUGAAGAAUUUGCUCGUGCUUGUGCAUAUUUUAUUGAAGAUCAAUCACAAGCAUUAAAAUUAAUUAAAAAAAAAGAACAAUCACCAGAUUUUGCAGCACUUAUGCGAAUGUGUGAGUCUAAUCCAUUAUGUCGUCGUUUAACAUUAAAAGAUUAUUUACCAUCUGUUAUGACACGUUUUACCAAAUAUAAAAUGUUAUUUGAAGCAAUGAAAAAAUUUGCCUCAGAAGAUCGUAUCGAAUCAGAAAAAUUAACUCGAUGUAUUGAAUGUGCUGAUAAAAUAUUAAAACGUAUGAAUGAAGCACGUUUAAAAAAAGAACAAGAAGCAUUAUUAAAACAAAUUAAAUCAAAUCUUGAUAUACAAAUACCAAAUGAUGAAAAAUUACAAAAUCUUCAAGAUUGUCUUGAACCAGCCAACAAUCGUUUAAUUUAUUCCGGUACAUUAAAAUUAUUACCUGAUGCAACAACACAAAAAGCGGAAUUUGAAUGUUGUCUUUUUAAUGAUAUAUUUGUUUUUUUUCAAAAAAUUCCUAUACAAUCAUUAGAACAACGCGGCAUCGAAGAAACAUAUAAAUAUGUUUUAAAAGAACAUCAACGUGAUGCUACUAGUGGACGUAAUCAACGACCACGUACAGCUGUUAAUCCUAAUAAAUAUCCAAGUGGACAAAAUUUUAUUUUAACACCUAUUAUACGACUUGAACAUUUAUUAAUUAAGAAAAAAGCAUGUGGAGGUGCUCGUUCUUUUUAUGUCAUUGAUACAGAUAAAAAACAAUUAAUUGAAGUCGAAGCUAAUUCAAAAGAUGAUCUUGAAAAAUGGUUAGAAUGGAUUGAAAAGGCUCGACAACCAUUUGAAAAAGCAAAAUCUUUUCCAUAUUCUUCAAAAGAAAAGAGUCUACAUUCAUCUUCAUCAACAUUAACAAUUCAAUCAACGAUUAGUGAAGAACAACCAAAUAUUCAAACAAUUGAAUCAAAUGAAAAAGAUACACCGGAAUCUAUAUUCAAUUCAAUAAUGACAACUGAUACAGAAAUAAAACGUUUAUUACAUGAAAAACAAAUGCUUCUAUCACGUCUUCUGAACAUUCCUCAAGAUACAUCAAGUUUUUCUUUACAUACUAUGAAACCAAAUACAUCAUUAGAAGCAGUUACAUAUGCAACUAGUUAUCAUAAUCAAUUAAUGCAAAUAAUUAAUCAAAUACCUAAUGAAAUAGAUAAAACUAUUGACAUACAAUCUAUUUCAACACCUUUAAUCAAACUUGGCGAACAAUUGACAUUAACUUUAAAAUUGUUAAGUCAAGAUUCAAAGAAAACAGAUAAUGAAAAUUUAGUAUAUCGAAGAAAUAGUAGUUCAUUUAAUGCAACACCAUCAAUGAAUACUGAUUCAUCUCAAACAUAUUCUGAUUUAUCAAUAUCAUCUCUUCAUUCAUCAAAAUCACUUGGUUCAGUAGUCAAUUCGUAUCAACAACAACAACCACAACAACAGCAAUCAUCAAUUACUGAUUUAGAUGAAGCAGUUAAAUCAACACCAUUAAAAGAAUUACAAGUUGCUCGAGAUAUUGUUGAACGUUAUGAUGAAGGAGUAUUUGAUGAUGGUGCUGGAAGUCAAACUGAAGAAGAUGAAAAUAACAGUGUAGUUAUUGCUGAUAGUGAUGAUGAAGAUGAAAUUGAACAUUUUGAUUCAACCGAUUGUAUUAUGACAAAUAUUGAUAAUAAUCAACAACAAGUAAAUAAUGAUUAUUUGGUAUGUUCUGAAAAUAAUCAAAAUGAUCGAAAGAAUUCAAAUAAUACAUCCAGGGAAGGUAAAACAAUUAAUUUCGGUAAUGGUUAG